CAGGAGAGGGGGGAGGAGAGGGGGGAGGUGUGGAGGUGAAGGAAGUCUUAUCCGAGUAUGAGAGAGAGCGAAUAGAGAGGGCGCGGAAGCAGAGAGAGAGAUUCAUGAGAGCGGCUCUGGGGGAUAAGACGUGGGUAGGAGGGGGCAAAGGCGGGGCAGCGGCAGGAAAAGGGCCAGGAGGAGCCGCAUUGGGGGGGUUUGCAGCAGUAGUGUCUGCAGCAGCAGCAGCAUCGGCAGCGGCUGCAGGGAUUGCAGCUUCGGUUGCGGUUGUGGGGGGGGGAGGCCAGGAGGGGCGGGUGAGGGCCGAGGGGAGUCAAGCAAGCCUGAAAAACGGCAGGCAGAGCGAGGGACGGAGGGAGGAGAGGGGGGAGAGGGGGAGAGGGGGGAGAGGGGGGAGAGGGGGGAGAGGGGGGAGAGGGGGGAGAGGGGGGAGAGGGGGAGAGGGGGGAGAGGGGGGAGAGGGGCAGCAGGAGCAGCCCGAGGGCGACAAGAGCAGUGGUGAGGAGGAAGAGGAGGAGGAGCAGGGGGGGAAGGAGCAGAGGUUUGCGUCAGUGGUUGACAGGCUGUCGGAGCAGGGCAACAGGUUCCUGCGACAAUUAGGCCGAGCCGCAGGAGGUUCAGGAGGGGGGGCAGGAGGGGGGGCAGGAGGGGGGGCAGGAGGGGGAGGGGAGGAAGCGACGUUAGAGACUAUGCAGGGGAGCAAGAGGGACAUUGGUGACUCUGGAUCUGCUGCUGCCGCCGCGGCGGCGGCGGCCGCCGCUGCUGCUGCUGCUGCUGCUGGUGCGCAUGGCAUGGGAAGUGCGAGCAAUGAGACUGAUUCCACGCCGAGGGAAGCCAGUCCCAGGGAAGCCAGUCCCAAGGCUGGGCUGGGAAGCAAGUCCCCCGGUCCCAAACCUUCAUUCGGGCUCAAGCAGCUGCUGAAGCGGUUACCGCACCGCCAGCGUAACCGCAGCAUGGACCUCAGUUUCAACUCGCUCACUCAAACCUCCAACUCCGGGACUUCCACCGGUGAUCUUGCUGCUGCUGCUGGGCUGUCCGUGGCCGGUGACCUGGCUGCUUUUGAGUCGACUCAAAGGCUGUCCGUGGCCGGUGACCUGGCUGCUCCCCCGAGCCGAGGUCCCACAGGGUCCCGCAAAUAUGCUCCUGGGUCGAUUACCAACGCACCCGAUGACCCUCGGUUGGUGUCUAAUAGCUUUUCUAAUAGCUUGUCUGACAGUUUUUCUAGCGGCUCUUUUGUGUCGGUUUCGCUCUCUGGGGGCUCCCUUCGAGACUCCUCUGCUCGACACUCCUUUGGCUCGUCCUCCCGGGAAUUCGGAGGCUUCUUCCCUGCCCCUCUCUCCGCUGUGCUCUCCUCUACUACCUCCGCCGAAAGUGACCACUACCACCAGCAGCAGCAGCAGCAGCAGCAGCACUCAGAUGUCCCCCCUGCCUUCGCCCUCCCAUCGCCCCAGCCAUCCCCGAAAGUAGCCAACACACGCCGCACGUUCAGUCGAGACGACAUUUCACACGCCCUCUCACCACCAAUGGCUGAUUCACCAAAGGUUUACUCGCCAGCUCUCUCCCCCCCACGGCGCUCCCCCAUCCGUGAGCGCCUAUCAGUAGCAGGAGUCCUCAGCUUCACUAACCGAGCCUCCAGUGUUGGUUCGGCUCCCGCCAGUGGCGGUGCCCAGGCUGGCAGGUUUGGCGAAGGCUCGGGCUCGCCGAGCUUCACGCCCAGGUCCGGGCUGGCCCAGAGCCGCUCGCCCGGCCGGAGCAGGGUGGUAGCUGCCGCGUUGGGAGCAGCGGGGGUGAAAAGUGGGGGGAUGAAUCUCCAUAAUUUGCCCAAUUCCUCUAAGUUUUCCUCCUCUCCUUCCUUCUCCCCUUCCGACGCUCCUCCCGCCCCCUUAACCACUCGCACCUCCAUUUCUUUUGGGUCUUCUGGGGUUGUAACAGCAGCUGCAGCAGCAGCGUUAGGAGGAGCGACAGCAGGAGCGGCAGGAGCAGCAGGAGCAGCAGGGACUGGUACAGGAGCGGGUGGAGCGGGGAGAGGGGGAGUAGGGGUAGGAAAGAAAUCAGGUCGCGGGUUCAAGCCCCCGGAGAUGGAGCAUUCGGCGUUUCUAUUCCGACAGGAUAGUGAGGCUGCGCCAGGGGGAGAGAGGAGAGGGCUUGUGGCCAAGGCACUUGCUGCUGCUGGUAUUGCCCCUACCCCUGUUGUUGUUGCCCCUGCCACGUCCGGUGUUGCCUCUGCUGGCGUUCCCUCUGCUUCGUCUUUGGAUGUUAAGGAGGAAGGAGAGAGUGUGGUGGGGGAGGGGGAAGGAGGGGGAUGGAAGGAAAAGGAGUCAGGUGGUGUGGCAGGUGGAGGGAGUGAGAAUGAGAACGGCUCGGGUAACUCUGCAGGUGAUGCUCCAGGUGAUUCUUCGGGUGGGUUCUCAGGAGAAUUUUCAGGUGCGUCUGCUGGGAAUGGUGUGGUUACUCCUGAAAAGGUUGAGGGUGUAGGGGAUAAGGAGAAGGGUGGUAAGGUGAGUAAUAGGGACAGUGAAGAGGCUACUAAGGAGGGUGAUGAGGAGCCUACUAACGAGGAUGGUGAGGGGGCUUCUAACGAGGAUGGUGUGGGGGCUAUUAACGAGGAUGGUGAGGGGGUUACCAACGAGGACAGUCAGCAGGAGAAUGAGGAGGGAGUUACGGAGGGAGGUAUGGGGGGAGGUAUGGAGAGAGGUACGGAGGGAGGUACGGUGGGAGGUACUGCGGAGGAGGGCGGAGAACCAACAGCCACUAGACUGGACACUGAGGAGACAAGCCUCCUGCGAGCCAAGACGCUACCCUCUGUGGAGGGGCGAGAGGAGAAGGAGAAGAAGAAGAAGAAGCACAGGGAGAAGAAGGGCAACGAGAUUCCUUACAAACUGAAAGGGAUGGCAGAUGGACCAAACGCACAGGAGAGCCACGACAAGGGCAUUGAGGAGUCCAGUCUCCUGAGAGCAAAAACCCUUUCCUCAGCAGAGAGGCAGGAGGAGAAGGAGAAGAAGAAGCGCGGGGAGAAGGAGAAGAAGAGAGCAGGGUCGAAGCACCACAGGACUGCCAGCAUUGGUGUGAGUGGCAGCGGGGGUAGGAGUGAGGAGGGCGAAAGUGUUGGUGGGGGGAGUCCUGCGAGCAGCACCUGCAGCAGCGUUGGUGUGUCACGGAGUGGGAAUGGUGACGUGGAUGAUGCAGCAGCAGCAGCCAGUGAGGCUGCAGCGAAGGAAGUGCGCAGAGCAGCGAGGAAGAAGAAGAAGGCAGAGCAGGAGGCAGCAGCAGCUGCUGCUGCCUCUGCUGCUAGUGUAGCGGAGGGAGAAGGAGCAGAAGCAGAGGCAGCAGCAGGUGUGGGGGUGGGUGGUAUGGAGGAGGGGAAGAGAAAGGAGAAGAAGGAGAGGAGCAGAGCGGGUGAGGAUGAGGGGGAGGGGGUGGAGGAGAAAGAAGGGAAGGGGAAGGACGAGAAGGUGAAGGGGGGGCAGAAGAAAGGAGGGAAGGAGAAGGAUGGAAAGGAAAAGACGCGGCUGAAGAAAGGAUCAAGUGUCGGGAGCAUGGAUGAGAUGAUGAUGACUCCACUGGAAGGCGCAUCUGGGGAAGGUUCAUCUGGUGCUGACUACGACUCUGUGUCCGAUGUGUCGAGCGCAGGUGGGGGGAGGAGGAGCAAGGAGGAGAGGGAAGCGAGGAGGGAGGAGAGGAGGAGGAGGAAGGAGAAGGAAUCGCCUAGAAAGUCUAAGGAAGCAGGGAAUGCACCGAUCACUGAGGAAGAGGGGGAAGGGUAAGGGGAAGGAUGAGGAUGGGGUGAUGGUGGUGGUGGGGGUGGUGGAGAGAGUGGGGGUGGUCAGAGUGAUGGACGGACGAGAGGCGGCUUCGGGCCUGCAAGUGAGGGUGAGUUAGUAGCUGAUUCUCUAACAGCUCCUGGUGUUGAUGCAUUUGCUCUGUAUGCCCGUUGAAACAUAUGUUGGCCGAACGCGUGAAUCCAUGCCUCGGAUUUGAGCUGGUUUUACUAAUCUGAAUGUUAAGAAGGAUGAGGCAAGGAGUGGCGACAGUGAAAGCCGUGGGGAGGAUGUUGUCGCUCGAACCUUUCAGUGUGUGUGGAGGAUGGAGAAGUCAGUUGGAGGAGCAGAUAAUGAAUAGACCACCCUUCCUACGGCAACAUGGAAAGUUGAUAUUCUUCUUGUAGUAUCGUUUCGUGAUGGGUGUACUGAUACCAUUACCGGAUUUUUUUGCUGGUGGAUGCUUUUUUUUUACCCCUAAUCUUAGCUUGACGUACGGUAAUGGUUAUGCCAAUUUCUGAAACCAUUAAUUUUACUAAUUUACUAG
This is a messenger RNA of Closterium sp. NIES-67, 4305 nucleotides long. The record is from the annotation of a GenBank genome assembly. NCBI's taxonomy places the organism in Eukaryota, Viridiplantae, Streptophyta, Zygnematophyceae, Desmidiales, Closteriaceae.